GAAAGUUCUGGUCCAUAAAUAAGAAGCAGUCGCAACCUCACACAGCCUUCCACACUCUGACUUCCAGGCCCCUGCACACUGCACGCCUGUGGCAUCCCAACUCCCAGCCAACCUCAGCCUCACGCAGUCUCCUGCCGAAGCUCAGAGACACUCACACGCACACUCUGCUCUCGCUGUCCGUCAGCCUCCGCUCACCCUCCAUGGCGUCCCCUGCAGCCGCACUGCUGGCCGUCAGCCUGCUGGUCCUGUGGGCCUCCCCGGCUCAGGGUGGUGCCAACGAUGCAGAAGACUGCUGCCUGUCUGUGGCCCUGACCCGCAUCCCUGGGAAUAUCGUGAGAGACUUUCGGUACCUCCACAUCCAGGAUGGCUGCCGAGUGCCCGCUGUCUUGUUCACCACCAAGAGAGGUCGCAAGCUUUGCGCGCCGCCAGACCAGCCCUGGGUGAACCGCAUCAUCCACAGACUGCUGAGGAAAUCUGCCAAGAGCAAGGGCCACAGCAGUUAGCCCCUGAGCCUCCCAGGAAGCCCUGCGAAUGGGUGAAGGGAUGUGAAUCGCUGCCGUCCAGAAGACCCAAGGACCAGAAGAGAGAACCUCAGCUCCUCUGCACCGGACCUGACAAAGCCGGGCAGGGCCUGGAGUGUCGUGUGAGUGAGUGUGAGUGUGAGUGUGAGUGUGAGUGUGAGUGUGAGAGGGUGAGUGGCAGGAGCACAGUUUCUCCACACCCAGACUGCAAUGCUUCCAAUAAAGCCCACUGGCACC
Pipistrellus kuhlii (Kuhl's pipistrelle) is the source of this 758-nucleotide messenger RNA. It is a transcript of the gene CCL19, whose product is annotated as C-C motif chemokine ligand 19. The coding region runs from base 201 to 503 and encodes 100 amino acids. The transcript is spliced from 4 exons. Gene Ontology annotation, molecular function: chemokine activity; CCR chemokine receptor binding. Gene Ontology annotation, biological process: immune response; lymphocyte chemotaxis; inflammatory response. NCBI's taxonomy places the organism in Eukaryota, Metazoa, Chordata, Mammalia, Chiroptera, Vespertilionidae. Gene Ontology annotation, cellular component: extracellular region. The record is from RefSeq and is a predicted model, not a curated record.